UGCCCCGCGGGUCACUUGUUGUAACGCGUCUGCAUAUCAGCUGCGAGUCGCUGUCCCACUCGGGUCCAGCGCGCGGGCGACAUGGCCGGCUGGGGAGCCUUCUUCGUGUCACUCCUCAACUACAAGACAGAGAAAUAUGUCAUCGCCGAAAACCGGAGGAUCGGAAUAUUGUUCAGACUCUACCAGCUGGCCGUGCUGGGGUACAUCAUCGGGUGGGUGUUUGUGAUAAAGAAGGGCUACCAGGAGAGAGAAGAGGCCAUCCAGACCUCAGUCAUCACCAAGCUUAAAGGUGUUGCACUGACCAACAGCUCCGAGGCCGGGCUUCACCUGUGGGGUGCUGAGGAUUAUGUCAUACCCCCGAAUGGUGAGCAGGUGUUCUUCGUAAUAACAAAUUACAUAGAGACCCCCAAUCAGAGGCUGGGGUUCUGCGCUGAGAGCUUCAGGGUGCCAAAUGGACGAUGUCAAAGUGACGACGACUGUGUCGAGGGGGAGCCUGUCACAGCUGGCAACGGAAUAAAGACCGGCUUGUGUUUAAACAGCACUGGGACCUGUGAGAUUCAUGCCUGGUGCCCUGUUGAGUACGGCAAGAGACCCAGAGAGCCCUUACUGAGUGAAGCGGAAAACUUCACCAUCUACAUCAAGAACUUCAUCAGGUUCCCAAAGUUUGAAUUCUCCAAGUCCAACGUCCUUGAAAACUAUAACGACAGCUACCUCAAAACGUGCUCCUACGACAGUGAGGACCACCUGUACUGCCCCAUCUUCCGCCUCGGAGACCUGGUCAGCUGGACUGGAAACGACUUCCAGGACAUGGCUGCUAAGGGUGGGUCUGUUGGUAUUCUCAUCGAGUGGAACUGUGACCUGGAUAAGGACUCCUCACAGUGUAACCCACAGUACAGCUUUACCCGCUUGGACAUAAACUUGAACAACUCUGUCACAUCAGGAUACAACUUCAGGUUUGGCAGGUAUUACAAGGAUCCUAAUGGUGAAAGCUUUCGCACUUUGUAUAAAGUGUAUGGGAUUCGCUUCGAUAUAAUGAUCAAUGGCCAGGCCGGGAGAUUCAAUAUUGUUCCCACAAUUAUUGCCAUAGGCUCGGGUGUUGCCCUGCUGGGUAUCGGAGCCUUCGCAUGCGAUAUGAUACUCCUGUACAUGAUGAACACAAGCUCCUUUUACAGAGAGAGGAAGUUUGAGAUCAUCAACUUCAAGAAAGAACGGACCAAAAUCAAGGAAGGGAAGACGGGUCAGCGGGAAAAGAGAUCCAGGAAACCAGCUGCUGAGAAGCAGAACGCCAACUCCACCAAAGAGCCAGCGGACCCCGAGGCCACUGCAGAGAGCCAGCUGCCUGUGGACAUUCGGGGUCCCACCGUUCCACGCAACGCAGGACAGCGAUACCCUGCCAAGAUCUCUCCGCAGGGCGCAGAGCCAAAGCCUCACAUCACCUUCUCUCCACACAAUUAAGUUAGGCAGGCAGACCAAGACCAAUCACCUGCAGAGGCCCGCGAGAGGCGGAGCCAAAAGACGGACGUACGUGGACUUCUCACCCAACUGGAACGCCACUAGCUUGAGUGAUGCUUGUCCCGACUACACACAUGUUGGUCCAGAGAAAUGUAAAUGUUGGGCUCUGUGCAAGUGGUCCAGGAAGCGGAUGUAGAAACACACAGAAAGCUGGUUGUCAGGGGCGGGGUCAGGGUCCAAAGAUGGGAUGUGGGAGAUUACAACAGGUCCAUUGAUAAUGAUAUGCAAGAGUGACAGAAGGGAUUCAUCUAAGACUUUAAGUCAAUUGGCAAAUAUUUGCAGAUUAAUGCAUUAGAAAUGCACAUUAUUAACUGCCUUGGUUUCAUGUCAUAAAAUCAGUGCUUCUAACUUAUUUGGCUGUUGAUCAGACAAAUUAAUUUCCAGUUUGGUUCAUAUAUGAUAAUUGAAGUUUCAUUUUACCAUUUAUGGAAUUUUUUUUUUUUUUUUUAAAAGCAAAAUGACUUGCAGUGAUAGAUUCAUGAGAACCUCAAUGGAUUGGAUUAAGUAAAAUAGACAUUGCAGACUAAUACAUUAACUGUAAAGUGAUUUUGGCUAAAUCAGUUCACAUAACUCCUUAAUGAUUUUAUGAGCAUGGAUUCAAAAUGAAAACCUUUAAAUACAACUGCACUAGGAAGCAAUAUGUAAGAAAGUGUGUGUGAACGGUCUUAAUCGUUGGUAUUUCAGUUGAAUGCAUCGUGUACCUCUGUUGUGAAUUUGAGUGCACGUUAAACACGGCCGAUGUGUCUCCUGCUGUAUUGACGUUGAUCUCAGCCAUGCGAUGGCUACAACACAAUCUUAUUCACGGAACGUAGUUGUGAUGCGCUCAAGUCUACGGAGAUUGGACAAGUUCACUGUUGAUUGUUCAUAAACGAUGCAAAACAUU
This is a messenger RNA of Cyclopterus lumpus (lumpfish), 2395 nucleotides long. It is a transcript of the gene p2rx5, whose product is annotated as purinergic receptor P2X, ligand-gated ion channel, 5. The coding region runs from base 82 to 1455 and encodes 457 amino acids. NCBI's taxonomy places the organism in Eukaryota, Metazoa, Chordata, Actinopteri, Perciformes, Cyclopteridae. The transcript has 12 exons. Gene Ontology annotation, molecular function: extracellularly ATP-gated monoatomic cation channel activity; purinergic nucleotide receptor activity. Gene Ontology annotation, cellular component: nuclear inner membrane; plasma membrane. The record is from RefSeq and is a predicted model, not a curated record. Gene Ontology annotation, biological process: response to ATP; monoatomic cation transmembrane transport.